UUGGGGACCCCCAUACGGCACAAUUUUCCGCAUAUUACUAAACACGUCAUUCAUUGUAAGCACUAAGAAGUCAUCACCAUCCAUCUUCUUCUGUGUGUUCGAACAGAGCCAAUGGCAACAACUCGCAUGAUCCUCAGAGCAAUUAAGAAACGCCCCUUUUUGUUCCCCGCAUCAUCCCACUCCUUCUCCUCUUCUCGACACGGAAGCACGCUGGUUGUGGCGGAGCACGAUAGUGGCGCCGUGAAACCCCAUUCUCUCUCUGCAGUUACGGCUGCCACGUCACUGGCUGGUCACGGUAACUCUUCCGUUUCGGUUCUGUUAGCUGGCUUGGGUCCUUCCCUUCAUCAAGCUGCUUCACACGCUGCUUCUUCUCACCCUUCAGUCUCUCAGGUGCUCAUAGCAGAUUCAGAAAAAUUCAAGAGCCCUCUGGCAGAACCAUGGGCAAAACUAGUCCAUUUAGUCCAGCAGCAAGGGGGUUAUUCUCAUAUAAUUGCUGCUUCAAAUUCUUUUGGCAAAAAUAUCAUGCCCCGUGCAGCUGCCCUUUUAGACGUUUCUCCAAUUACUGAUGUUACUGGAAUUUCCAAUGCACAGACUUUUGUGAGGCCUAUAUAUGCUGGAAAUGCACUUUGUACCGUCUGCUAUACGGGUUCCAAUCCUUGUAUACUGACGAUUAGAUCCACAUCUUUUCCUGUUCCCCAGAAAUCAAAUGACUCAAAAGCUGAGGCUUCAAUAUCCCAGGUCAACCUUUCAAACUUCGAUGAAGCAGAUCUGAACAAGUCUAGAUAUAUAUCUCAAACUUCUCAGGAUGAUGAAGGACCAGAUCUUGGAAAUGCACGGGUUGUAAUUACCGGUGGCCGAGCACUAAAGAAUGCUGAGAACUUUAAAUUGAUAGAAAAUUUGGCCAAGAAACUUGGUGGUGCUGUUGGUGCCACACGUGCAGCUGUUGAUGCAGGGUUUGUCCCAAAUGACCUUCAGGUAGGGCAAACUGGGAAGAUUGUUGCCCCUGAACUCUACAUGGCUUUCGGUGUAUCCGGAGCUAUUCAACACUUAGCAGGAAUGAGGGAUUCUAAGGUUAUUGUUGCCGUGAACAAUGAUGCUGAUGCUCCUAUAUUUCAGGUUGCUGAUUAUGGACUUGUAGGAGACCUAUUUGAGGUGAUACCAGAGUUGCUAGAGAAGCUUCCUGAGAAAAAAUAAAGCAUGUAACAUGCAUCAGUAUGAACUGUGCACUUUCUAAAUGUAUCAUCUUAUAACAUUUAAAUUGCUAUUAUUUUUCCAAAAAUAAAGAAAAUGAGGUUUAUUGAUGAAUCUCCAGAAUACUAGACUCUUCUCUUUU
Arachis stenosperma is the source of this 1333-nucleotide messenger RNA. Its product is annotated as electron transfer flavoprotein subunit alpha, mitochondrial. The transcript has 8 exons. Gene Ontology annotation, cellular component: mitochondrion. Gene Ontology annotation, molecular function: flavin adenine dinucleotide binding; electron transfer activity. The record is from RefSeq and is a predicted model, not a curated record. NCBI's taxonomy places the organism in Eukaryota, Viridiplantae, Streptophyta, Magnoliopsida, Fabales, Fabaceae. The coding region runs from base 112 to 1194 and encodes 360 amino acids.